This is a messenger RNA of Hyposmocoma kahamanoa, 2648 nucleotides long. RefSeq lists its product as uncharacterized. NCBI's taxonomy places the organism in Eukaryota, Metazoa, Arthropoda, Insecta, Lepidoptera, Cosmopterigidae. The record is from RefSeq and is a predicted model, not a curated record. The transcript is spliced from 3 exons. The coding region runs from base 312 to 1529 and encodes 405 amino acids.
UAGAACUCUCUUCAUGUCAAGUUGUUCACGUUAUAUAUAAUUUAAUAAAACCCUUUAUUAAAAUAUUAAAAUCAGCUUUCUUAUUUAUUGAUAGAGCCGGAGGAGCUCUAUCAAUAAUAACUCCUUAGCUCGACACAUAUUGUCUUCAUAAUAAAAGUAAAUUUUAAAAUUGGAAGUUUGAAAAUUGACGUCUAAUUAAUGUGACUUUCAAGUUUUUUUCCUCGUUCAACAAAUUUUAAUCGAUGAGCGAACAUUGAACUUACAACUAUAGAAAUAACCGUUAAACUCAAAAUCAGCAAGACAUUUGGAAUAUGCUUGGAAGACUGGUCAGUAGUGUUCGUGUUUGCCCGUACUACACCGCAAGAAAUGCAAUAAACCAAACCCAGAUGCUGACUCAGCAAAAGGUCAUGCAGAUGCCUAAGCGCCAUUGGGCCCAAGUGGGUCACGUCAUCGUUACUCCGCCAAGAGUCAAAGUGUCUUUGUUGGAAAAAGUUCUUCAUAGCACUGUCAUGUUCGUCGUUUGGCUAGCCCCGGUAAUGUGGUUCCUCUCGCAGGUAAAGAUAAACCGCCUACAAUACAGUCAAAAAAUGGAAGAAACCUUGGAUACAAUAACAGAAAAGCUCAAGCAUAGUUCUAUUUCACCAAAUGAGCAGCCAGUGCCUGAUAUUGUGUUUCAUGACACCAUGAACAAAGACCUCUUGUCAAAAUGGCCUAGAUUCAAAAAUGUUGUUCCUGACAUACUAUUGCAUAAAACUAUUGAUUUUGCUCAACACGUUAAAGAAAUUCUUCGUAUGAAUAUUAAAAUAUAUCAGCCCUAUCUAAGCACUAAUUAUACUAAAAUACCCAGCUACAGCAUAGCGGAUUUUAAAGCUGUACAGCAAUACUUUGACAAAAAUCAUUUGCCAUACCAUACAUUCUCAAUUCCAAAUGAAAAGAAACUUAGAGUAACAAUCAGAGGUCUCCCAAAAGAUUUAAACUUGAAUGAACUGUUUGAGAAACUCAGAUCUGCUAAAAUUCCUGUAAAAAGGGUGCAUAAAAUGAAAGUAAAAUCAUUUGCAUUAGAACAAGCACCAUUAAUCUUAGCUAUUUUACCUUACAACAAAGAAGGACUGAAUAUAUUGAGAGUUAGGAAAAUACUUGGCCAUGAUGUUACUUUAGAACCACCAAUUAAGAAGCUAAGACAAUGUCAUCGAUGCCAAAAGUGGGGUCAUGCACAGCGUUACUGCCAUGGACAACUCAAGUGCGUGAAGUGUGCUGGAGACCAUUACAGUACAACCUGCUCCAGAGAUCGUAACAGUAGUGAACCACCAACAUGUGCAAACUGUGGGGGGAACCACACUGCAAACUAUAGAGAAUGUUUUUAUUGUCCAGACUCAGAGGAAUAUAGACAGAACCGGGUGAAGAGAUUAAAAUAUAAAACAGAAACACCAAGGUUUCCACGUCAGUUAGUUACCUGGGAAAAUGUUGACACAAAUCUAUACAAACGAAUCACUAACAUACCAAAGCAUGCUGAGGCUAUACCAUUUUAAAUGAAAAGAUUUUUAUUAUGUCCCAAUAUUGUAUUAGUAAUUGUAUAUUAAUUUGUAGAGGGUGUCAUUUUUACGCUGUACACUGAUAUUGUGACAGGUUUAUAUUUUUCUGAUGAUAAAGAAGAUGCACCUCGUACUGAUUAUAUUGAUUUUAAUAUUAUAUGUAGGUAUUUAAGACUUUUUGUUUAAAAAAAUAAGACUGAAUUUAUUACUCGCUUAGUCAUUGCAAAACUGUGCUAUACAUUAUUAUUUAUAUGAUUUUUCAUUGUUUUUUUGAAGUUUUUAAACUUUUGGAAUGUUAAGCUGAAUGGUAUUUAGUUAUUACAAUUAUAAGAUUAAUGUGAUAUCAUGUAAAACUCCAAUCUAAUUUUAAAAAGUCUAUGCAUUGAUGUAUUGAUGUAAAUACUACCAUUGUAUGGCAUGUGUUUACUUGAAUACACUAAGAUGGGACUCGUCGAAACGUAACCUUUUGGUCAAAGAACAAAAAGCAUUUUGUGCAGAUUUCCCUGUUUUGAAAUAGGCAAAAUUUAAAACCUCAUUACUUGUAUGUACAUAUAGCCUCGCAGCAGAGGAAGUUUUAUCGUAUUAUGUGACUUUAAUGUGAUAGAGCUUAAAGUAUACGUGAAUAUCAAAUGAAGCAGAAAUGUAGGGAUGCACAAUCAAAGUGAAAAAUUCUUGAAGUAUAUUGUAACAGCGCCCUAGAACUCUGCACCACCUUUUAUUAUUAUCUAGCCAAUCAUAACACAGCAGACAUGUUAUACUGAUAUUGUCUCGUUUCUUACAUUACACAUCUAUCAUAUGUUAUCCCUUUCACACAAUUUGUUGGUAGGUCAAUGACUCAAUCCUUAAAAUUAUUUUAUUAAGUGGUUUUGGAAAUUUAGGCUAUACUCGUAUAUUGUUCUAACAGCACAUGCAAAGUGUUCAUAUUAAGAUUUUCACAUGCUACUAGUAAGUACUUGAAAUUGCAAUUUAAAUUAAACAAUAAUUAUCAGCGCUAAAUUGUAGUAAGUACUGUAAAAUUUAUUAAUAGUUGCAUGGUUUAGUGUAAACAAAACCGAUGUGCUGAUCUCAAAUCACAUUUUCAGUAUAUUUAUAAUAUCUCUAAGCUACACUACUACU